AUGCUAAGUCUACGGUAUCCACUUGGUAGGAUAGUCUUUCAAAGAGCUUUUAGUUGUAUCGGUGGCCUUAGGAUGAGUGAAUCCAAUUUACCUGUUGAAUAUGAAAAAUGGACCAAGAAAAAGUUAAUUGAUAAAAUACGACAAUUAGAGUCAAAAUCAACUAUAAAUGGAGAUUCUCCAACUCCAGAAGUUGGAGCUCCACUAGCUAAGAAAGCAAAGAAAAGAGUGUUUGAUAUCAAUAAGCAUCCAAAGAGAUUUGUCGCUUUGAAAUUUGCUUAUUUGGGAUGGAACUAUAAUGGGUUGGCUUAUCAAUAUGAAGAGACUCCAUUACCUACCGUUGAAGAAACUAUACUUCAAGCUUUAGCAACAGCAAAGUUAAUAGCAGGACCUAAUCCAGAAUCCUGUAAAUUCAGUAGAUGUGGAAGAACUGAUAAAGGUGUUAGUGCUAUGAAUCAAGUCAUUUCAAUUGAUCUUAGAUCAGCAUUAACUGAAGAAGAACAAAAAUUAAAGGAAAAUGAUCAUAAAGAAAUCAAAUAUCUUUCAAUAAUAAAUUCUAUAUUACCAGCUGAUAUCCGAGUUAACGCUAUUUGUUUAAGACCUCCAGAAAACUUUGAUGCCAGAUUCAGUUGUUCUUAUAGACAUUAUCGUUAUCUUUUUAAGAAGAUGGAUUUAGAUAUCGAUUUAAUGAAUGAAGCAGCCAACAAGUAUGAAGGUGUUCAUGAUUUCCGUAAUUUCUGCAAGCUUGAUGGAUCCAAACAGAUCACCAAUUUUACCAGAUUAAUUCAUAGUGCUAAGAUUAUUCAUUUACAAGAUGAUAUUUACGCAUUCGACUUAAAAGGGUCAGCAUUUCUUUGGCAUCAAGUCCGUUGCAUGGUGGCUAUUUUAUUCUUGGUUGCUCAAAAGUUAGAGAAACCUGCUAUAAUUGAUGAUUUAAUGAACGUUGAAAUGUUUCCAACUAAACCAGUUUACGAAAUGGCCCAUGACGUUCCAUUGAUAUUGUAUGAUUGUGCAUAUCCUGAAAUGGAAUGGUCAACUCCAAAUGAAAUAGAAGAUAUUCAAAAGUUUUUCAAACAUUUUAGUAUGUUUAAGGGAAUUCUUACUGAUUAUCAGUUAAAAACUCAUAUUACUGGUAUAAUGAGUGGAUUAGUAUUGAAAGACUCUGAUAAAAUUGUUAAUAAAACUGGAGGUAAUAUCAAUCUUGGUAAUGGUACUGGAAGAAAUUAUAACAAGUACGUUCCUCUUCAUGAUAGAGAUGUUGGAGAAUCAUUUGAGAUUGUUAAUGCCAGACAUAAAGAAAAGAAAAAGCGUAGAAUAGAGGCUAGAGAAGAAGAUUGUAAAUAG
Messenger RNA from Scheffersomyces coipomensis, 1341 nucleotides. RefSeq names its product pseudouridine synthase. Gene Ontology annotation, molecular function: RNA binding; pseudouridine synthase activity. The record is from RefSeq and is a predicted model, not a curated record. NCBI's taxonomy places the organism in Eukaryota, Fungi, Ascomycota, Pichiomycetes, Serinales, Debaryomycetaceae. Gene Ontology annotation, biological process: mRNA pseudouridine synthesis; tRNA pseudouridine synthesis. The transcript has a single exon. The coding region runs from base 1 to 1341 and encodes 446 amino acids. Gene Ontology annotation, cellular component: cytoplasm; nucleus.